CAGUCUUCGUCGGCCAUGAUGCUGGGCAUCCGCACGUGUGCAACCCGCCGCACCGUGGCAAAUAGCCAACACCGCUUGUUUUCAGGCCGCAAGGACGUCGCAUGUGAGUUGGCGGCGUCUAGCAUCCGCUUUGGCGCUGGUGUGACGGCCGAGAUUGGCUUGGACCUCAAGGAACUGAAGGCGCGCAACGUCGUCAUGUUCACGGACUCCCACCUGAGAGACCUUCCCGUGGUGCACACAGUGUUGGACUCGUUGGCCGACAACGGCAUCCGCGCACAUGUGUACGAUCAAGUCCGCGUCGAGCCAAACGACAUUUCGUUCCAGCACGCGAUUGCAUACAUGAACGGCCUGGCGACAGAUGUGGACGCGAUCGUGGCAGUCGGCGGCGGGAGUGUCAUCGACACGGCCAAGAUCGCCAACCUGUACUCGAUGUUUCCCCCGAGCGACUUUUACGACUACGUGAAUCCUCCUGUCGGCAAAGGGAUUCCAGUGCCAGGCGCGUUGCGGCCGCUCUUUGCAAUUCCGACGACUGCUGGUACUGGGAGUGAAACGACAGGCGUUGCUAUAUUCGACGACACCCGCACCAAGAGUAAGACGGGCGUCGCCCACCGCCGGCUCAAGCCAACCCUGGGGAUCGUCGAUCCACUCAAUACCGCGACGCUUCCACCGAAUGUGGCCAAAUACUCUGGCUUUGACGUACUCUGCCACGCGAUCGAGUCUUUCACGGCGAUUCCAUUCACGGAACGACCUUAUCCUUCGACACCGAACCACCGCCCUGCAUACCAAGGCUCGAACCCGAUUAGCGAUAUUUGGUCGUUGCACGCUCUGCAACAGACCAACAAGUUCCUCCGACGAGCGGUGCGCGACGUCUCCGACGUGGAAGCGCGCAGUGCCAUGCUGCUGGCAUCCACAGCGGCCGGCAUUGGAUUCGGCAAUGCUGGCGUGCAUCUGUGCCAUGGCAUGAGCUACCCCAUCGCGAGCCAGGUACGAUGGCUGACAAAACACGACUGGUACAACGUGCGGAUGUUCGUGCCAACAGGUCAAGUCGUACGUGCCGCCUGGCUACGAUGUCGGCCACCCAAUGGUGCCCCAUGGCCACUCAGUUGUCGUCACGGCGCCUGCAGUAUUUCGUUUCACAGGUCAGGCAAACCCUGACCGGCACAUGACAUGCGCCCAAGCGCUGGCACAAGGCACGGAGAGGUGGCACAAGUACGACCAAAUGACGAGCAAGGCUAAAGCCGAGGGUGCUGGGGACAUCUUGGCCGACGAAGUGCUGCGACUCAUGCAAGACCUCGAUGUUCCACUAGGCAUCGGAUUUCUUGGCUACACGGCAAGCGAUGUCCCGGCGCUCGUAAAGGGGACGCUGCCACAGCACCGCGUCACCAAGCUCGCGCCGCGUCCUGCCCGUGAAGACGACUUGCACCGGUUGUUUGAAAACGCCUUGCAUUAUUGAUUGUCCAUUUUCAGGAUUCUGAUUGGCUAUCAAUAUCCUUGAUACGCAAUUUAAUUCGAGGAAAACCGAAGGAUCUGGAUUUUACGAUCUAUGAUUGGCCACUGUGAACCAAUCUAAAUGCAGACAUUCUCCGU
Aphanomyces invadans is the source of this 1587-nucleotide messenger RNA. RefSeq lists its product as hypothetical. The record is from RefSeq and is a predicted model, not a curated record. NCBI's taxonomy places the organism in Eukaryota, Oomycota, Saprolegniomycetes, Saprolegniales, Verrucalvaceae. Bases 16 to 1155 code for a protein of 379 amino acids. The transcript is spliced from 5 exons. Gene Ontology annotation, cellular component: mitochondrion. Gene Ontology annotation, molecular function: metal ion binding; alcohol dehydrogenase (NAD+) activity.